Messenger RNA from Pocillopora meandrina, 753 nucleotides. Lineage: Eukaryota; Metazoa; Cnidaria; Anthozoa; Scleractinia; Pocilloporidae. The record is from the annotation of a GenBank genome assembly.
AUGACAGCCAAAUUGAUUCUGUCGAUUCUAUUUCUUCUUCUUAUCCUGGAAAUUCUCCCAAAAAGAUCUGAGGCCAUCGCCAAUGGACCAGGUCAGGCGUGUAAAGGCAAUUCUAGACUGUGCUGGGAAACAGGGCUAAUGGAGGACGAUAAGGUACAUACCUAUAAUACUAUCCACGUUUUAGGCGAUCUGUCUCUCAUUGUCAAUGGCUGUUGUUCUAGGAUAUUUAAACUAAAGACUGAUAAAAGUGCAAUUUUUAGGUUACGUAAAUUUUUUUUCCCUCCAGUAUUCUUGUUGGGGAACAGAGCAAAAUUUUCAAGAUUUACCAAUAGAAGCAUCCGUUACUACUUUUGUUUUAAUGGUCGAUAUUUUCCGCCUUCCGUGAUCACUCAUCUUUUAAUAAAUUCUUCAGUCGAGUAAGAGUGCAAUUUCGGUGCUUUGUUCCCCCAAAUUAAAAAGCCUUUCUGGAACUGUUUUCUCGUCGAAUAUUGGUUUUAUUUUCCAAUCUUCUACCUUUUUUAUUCCUAUUUUUUUCAUAUAGGGCUUUCCAGAGGAUGUCUUUGCCAAAACUAAACGCCGAAUUUGUGAUACUGCUCUGCGCAUGGGCUGUGGCCAACCUGGACGUUUAAGUAGAAAUAAUCAGCAUCAAUGAAAAGAACUGUUUGUUUUUUCGAAAAAAAAAUGUUAAUUCCUGUAUUAAUACUUAAUUCGUAGGGAAUGAUGUGUCAAUUAAAGCUAAAACAUUGCUGUCAU